AUCGUUUGACGCGUGGACAUAGUUGCGCAAAGACCGUGGCGGUUAGCCAAUCAAAACCAAAUGGGGCUCUUAAUCGUCGUCAUAAAGAAAAUUAUUUUGGAAGAGAAACCGGGGCCUUCGAAAUAGCUCUCAUGGCUUACGUCGAGCGAGGUGUUGUAAAAUCGAAACGAUCAAUAUGGCGACUGAAAACUAUCACUGAUUUGUUCUGGGCUAUUAUAAAUUUUAUUGGUGUCUUCUUCGCUACUAUGUUCUCGAUGGAAAAAUCAAAUGCUUACCGGAAAGGGUCUGGUUCUGGAAAGAAAUGGGAUGGUGGCCCAGGAGGGCCUGGAAGUGGACCAUAUGGUGGUGGGCCACGUGGUCCACCCCGAGGCUUAGAUAAUGUUCGCGGAAUUGACCAUAGUUCACUCCCUGCCUGUGGUUCCUGCUGCGGUUAAUUGCUGAGGCAUUUUUGUGGUGCUUUUUUCUACUGCUUUUGGUUUUAGAUGUAAUGUAAUAGAAGUUCAGUAUUUAACAUAUCUUUAUAGUGAGUUGUCAUAACAUAUACUUGUCAAUGAAUUGAAUCGAGAUCUUUUGCAAGUUCUAAAGGCAUAUCUUCUGAAUGUAUAGGUGCCUUGGCUGCUAGAUAAACAACUUUGUGCAAAUAAUGUGACAUUAUGCUCAUCUGCAUGGAAGGCAAUAAUGCUUCUAUAUUCA
Messenger RNA from Manihot esculenta (cassava), 693 nucleotides. Its product is annotated as selenoprotein K. The coding region runs from base 132 to 434 and encodes 100 amino acids. Lineage: Eukaryota; Viridiplantae; Streptophyta; Magnoliopsida; Malpighiales; Euphorbiaceae. The transcript is spliced from 4 exons. Gene Ontology annotation, biological process: calcium ion transport; endoplasmic reticulum calcium ion homeostasis. Gene Ontology annotation, cellular component: endoplasmic reticulum membrane; Golgi apparatus. The record is from RefSeq and is a predicted model, not a curated record.